AGAUGGAAGCAGCACGAUGGUUACCUGAACGACUGGUCAAAUAAGUAGAUAACAUCAUCACCUCUAAAUCCAGGGAGCAAGAGACCCCCUGAGAAGGCUUUCUUUCCUUUUCUUUGCAGGUAACUAUGAGCACCUGGAUGUGGCUACUGCUGGGAAUCUCUCUCCUGAUACGAAAAAAUGAAGGUGGUUUCGCAAUCUUGACCAGACAUUUUUCGGGGACAUUUGGAGGCGAGUGGGACACAGUCCCUCAGGUCCGGGGGACCUCAAAUAAAUAUGCCCAAUCUGGCUGUCCCAAUACAGUAGGAAAAACAAUUUGCUGGAAUAAGACUCCACCUGUGCACGUCUCUGAUGGAGGUGGACCCCAAGAUCAGGUGAGACAGAAUAUAGUCCAAAAGCAACUGGAAAACAUUGUAAACCACAUGUCUCCUAAAUUUAAUUAUCAUCCAAUAGCUUUACCCAAAAAUAGGGAUGCGAAUCCAGACCCCCAAACCCUGAAAAUGUUAGACAUCACACAUAGGUUACUUAAUCAAUCCAACCCUUCUUUGGCUCAAAAUUGCUGGUUAUGCCUUCAUUUAGGACUAUCUAUGCCUAUUUCUAUCAAUAUUAAUUCCAUUGAAUUAUCAUCUAAUAACUGCAUGCCCAUUAUGCCUUUACCAGUACAACCUAUCUUUUCUGAAGCACCCUGUAUUGUCUCCCCUUAUAGAGACGACAGUUAUGCUAUUGAUAUUGGCAUACUCUCUUUGACCAAUUUCACUGACAUCAUCAAUAUUACUUAUUCCCCGUGUGCUCCCAAUGAUAUGGUAUUUGUUUGUGGCAAUAACUUGGCAUAUACCAUUCUGCCUACUAAUUGGACAGGAUUAUGUACUAUUGCCCUUUUGCUAACUGAUAUAGAUAUAGUCAAUGGAAAUGAAUCUUUACCUAUACCAUCCUUCGAUUAUAUAUCUGGCUGUUCUAGAGGGGUUAUCCAAUUUCUCCCUCUCUUGGCCACUCUGGGAAUCACUGCUGGCAUGGCCACUGGUACAGCCGAUAUGGUCAUUGCUGUACAUAAAUAUACUGAACUAUCUCAACUUAUGGCAGAAGAUAUACAAGCCCUAUCAGGCACAGUUAAAGAUCUUCAAGUUCAAUUAAAUUCCUUAGCUGAAGUAUCCCUGUCGACUGACCCACGGGCCGGGUCAAAGGAGAAAAUACUGCAAGCUGUAAGAUCAUCUAAGCACUGGAGUGUGGUCACACCACGAUCUAUUGACCAACCAGUUUAUUACAAGGACAACCUAAAUAAUCAGUGGAUCCACACCACUGUGGUAAAAUGGGGAAGGGGAUUUUCUUAUAUUUCCACAGGAGACCGUAACUUUUGGGUUCCAGAUAAAAAUAUUAAACUCAGAAGUGUUACCCAUGAAGAAACAAUGGCAGAGAAACCUGAUGAAAUUUUGAGUGAACAAAUUAGCCCCAAGAUUCCAGUGCCUAACCUUGACACACAAGGACAGGAAGUGCAAAAAGAUGACAUCAGUGCACCCAGAAAUGGUGACUAG
Molecule: messenger RNA, 1526 nt
Organism: Nycticebus coucang (slow loris)
Lineage: Eukaryota; Metazoa; Chordata; Mammalia; Primates; Lorisidae
Product: syncytin-1-like
Exons: 4
Coding region: 126-1526 (466 amino acids)
Molecular function (GO): nucleic acid binding
Source: RefSeq, a predicted model, not a curated record